AUGGAGCCCCAGGCUGAGAAGCCAGGAGAGGCGGACGGGGCGCGCGUCACACCGCAGCUGCUCAAGUCGCGCUCGGGUGAGUUCGCCCUGGAGUCCAUCCUGCUGCUGAAGCUUCGGGGUCUGGGGCUGGUGGACCUGGGCUGCCUGGGGGAGUGCCUGGGUCUCGAGUGGCUGGACCUGUCCGGCAAUGCGCUCACCCAGCUGGGCCCGCUGGCCUCCUUGCGCCGGCUGGUGGUGCUCAAUGUCUCCGACAACCGGCUGACGGGGCUGGAGCCGCUGGCCGCCUGCGAGAACCUUCAGAGUCUCAAUGCCGCGGGCAACCUGCUGGCCACCCCCGGGCAGCUGCAGUGUCUGGCCGGCCUGCGGGGCCUCGAGUGCCUGCGGCUCCGGGACCCCUUGGCCCGACUCGGCAACCCGCUGUGCGCCAGCCCCUCCUACUCCACGCUAGUCCGAGAGCUGCUGCCCGGCCUGAAGGUCAUCGAUGGCGAGCGCGUGACCGGGCGUGGCAGUGAGUUCUACCAGCUGUGCCGGGACCUGGACAGUUCCUUGCGCCCCGGCUCCAGCCCGGGCCCGAGAGCCGCUGAGGCGCAGCCCUGGGUAGAGCCAGGGUACUGGGAGUCGUGGCCCCCCCGGAGCAGCUCCAUCCUGGAGGAGGCGUGCCGGCAGUUCCGGGACACGCUGCAGGAGUGCCACGAGCUGGACCGCCAGGCCAGCGACAGCCUGGCCCGGGCCGAGCAGGCGCUCGGCCCUGCGGGCGCCGCCUCGUCCUUUGUGUUUUGAAUAUGCCCGUGGCCCGUGACAGCUGGACACGGGACCCUAGGGUUGGCACACUGCGGCCCGGCUGCCCAUGUCUCCUCUCCUGCCUUGGUACGCGUCUGUGCGCUUUAAUCACGCUGGCCACCGGGCCGCAAGUUGGGCUCUUUGUUUACCUGUGUUCCUAAGAGCAGCCCCUCCCUCCUACCCCCACCUCAAGGGAAGAUCCCAUACUGUCCCUCCACGCACUUCAAGGACACACCACCUCCGCGGCCUCUAGCAUGGGUGAGGACCGUCCUCGAGCAGCUGGUGGCGUGAGGCUGUCUGCCACCUGUGCUGUGCGGCUGGGGAGGAGGCUGCGUGCUGAGCCGCGUCCUCGGCCGCUGCCACCGUGGCUGCGCGGGUCUGAGACUUAAGGGAAGAAAGGCGCUUUUUCCUAAGGCUAAAGGUAAGAAAGGCAGGGCGCACUCAUCUGCUGUCCCGGCCAGUCCUGGGGAGAGGACGCGGCAGAGCACCGAAGCUGGCGUCCUCCACCCUACAAAGCUGCCUGUUCAGAGGACCCUCUGCUGUGGUCCCCCCUGUCCCAUGGGACCCUGGAGCCUUUGCUGCCCAUCCUCACCCUCACUGAUCCCUAUUAAAUCUUUCUGUUGGCGGAA
Felis catus (domestic cat) is the source of this 1409-nucleotide messenger RNA. It is a transcript of the gene LRRC61, whose product is annotated as leucine rich repeat containing 61. Gene Ontology annotation, cellular component: cytoplasm. The record is from RefSeq and is a predicted model, not a curated record. Gene Ontology annotation, biological process: outer dynein arm assembly. Gene Ontology annotation, molecular function: protein binding. NCBI's taxonomy places the organism in Eukaryota, Metazoa, Chordata, Mammalia, Carnivora, Felidae. The transcript has a single exon. The coding region runs from base 1 to 780 and encodes 259 amino acids.